UCCCUCCACCACUACAGCUCUCUCUUUGUCUCUCUCUCUCUCUCUCAUAUACACAUCUUCCGUCUCUUCCUGAAGAAGUUAGUGACAGGUAGCGACUACAGGAGUCAUGACUGGAGUACUUGGGAAGACCUGCCCCCUGCUGGUCUCCUGUCUCGUCCUCCUCCUCACAGGAUGUGAGGGUAAGGUGGCCCAGGUGGAAGACGUACCGAACCCCUGCGGCCCCACGGGUAUGACACCCUACGACUACAAACAGUUACUGUGUAUGUCUUAUGUUUUCUACGAAGCUCAGCGCUCAGGAAAGCUUCCCGAUGAGCAGCGGCUCACCUGGCGCAAAGACUCGGCUCUUGGGGACGGCUCUGACGUGGGCCUGGAUCUGACGGGAGGAUAUUUUGAUGCCGGAGACUUCGUGAAGUUCCUCUUACCUCAAGCCUUCACCACAACUCUGCUGUCUUGGAGCCUCAUAGACUUUACUGAUGGUCACGAAGCCGCAGGUCAAACAGAAUACGCUCGAGCGACGAUCAAGUGGGCCACAGACUUCCUGCUCAAGUGCCACACUGGACCUUACGAAUUUUAUGGACAGGUGGGUGAUGGCCACAUUGACCAUCAAUUUUGGGGACGACCUGAGGAGAUGACGAUGGAGAGACCAUCCUACAAGAUCGACUUCGAUAAUCCAGGUUCUGAGUUGGCUGGCGAGGCUGCUGCUGCCCUUGCUGCUGCCUCCAUCGUCUUCCAGGAUGUAGAUCCGGACUACUCAGCGGAAGUGCUGGCGGCGGCCAAAGAACUCUACACCUUCGGAGACGAGCGUAGAGAGUACUACCAUGUCUCAAUCCCAGAGGUGCAAGAUUUCUAUAAGUCGUGGAGCGGGUACGGUGAUGAGCUCUGUUGGGGAGCUCUCUGGCUGUACCGGGCCACUGGAGAUGACUUCUAUCUCACCAGAGCCAGGGAUCACUGGGUCGAGUUCAACCUGACAGAGAUGCCCAGAGAGUUCUCCUGGGACUACAAGAUGCUCGGAGUGUAUGCACUGUUCACCAUGCUGGACGAUGACCAGCUGUACCACGACACUCUGGUCGAGGGUCUCAGUCACUUCCAGAAUAACUUCCCCUACACCCCAGGUGGUCUUGUCUACAUUCAGUACUGGGGAUCCAACAGGCACUCCGCCAGCGUCGCCUACAUUGCACUCCUGGCAGCAAAGCUUGGUAUCGAUACCGAGGUGAACCAGGAGUGGGGCGCCGGCCAGAUCGACUACAUGCUGGGCUCCACCCUUCACUCCUUCGUCGUCGGCUACGGAGAGAACGCCCCUGAGAGAGUCCACCACGCAGCUGCGUCCUGCCCUGACCUGCCCGAGGUGUGUGACCCAGAGUGGGCACUGACACAGUCUGGUCCCAACCCUCAGACGGUGUGGGGCGCCCUGGCUGGUGGCCCUGAUGAGAACGACGUGUUCGUUGACGACAGAGAAGACUACGUGCACAACGAGAUAGCCCUGGACUACAAUGCCGGCUACACGGCCGCCCUGGCCGCCAUGAUAGAGCUCCACACCCAAGAAUAAUGCAAACCCGUAGGAGUCAUACAGCGCCUGAGGAAUUGGAGGCAGUCUGGAUUAAUCUGAGAAGCGGGACGGGAAUGGUUCCAGCUUCGAUGGAUACCGAGAGAGUUGUUAGAAGGCAGGACUGCAGACAUCCUGCAGGAGGUGAGGGGAAGAGAGACACACUGCUCUAAUCAACACUGCCUUCUAUGGUUUCGGAAACGCCUCUAGCUUACAUCUCAAUGGAGAAUAUUUUCUCCAACGUCUGAGAGAAACGUUGUAUAUAUUCCCAUCAGAAGAAGAAACAAUGGCGACGACAAGAACAAGAAUAACAGAAGCAGGAACAACUCUAGCGGCAGCAUCAGUAACAACUACAGCAGCAACAACGACAGCAGUAGCGGCCGAAGUAGCAAUGAAAAAAAAAAUAAUAGCAGCAACGACAGCGGCAACAAUAGCAGCAGCAUCAACAAUACCAAGAACGACAGCAACAACAACAGUUAAAUAAAUAAUGGGAUUUCCAAAUGUUUACAACCAGCGCUCAGCACAGAGGUCUCCACCUUCUUCUAGCAAUGUAGUUCUAUCAACUACAUUUUACUUUACUUCUCUCUUAUGCACCGAAAUAAAAUUGUGUUACUUCAAAA
This is a messenger RNA of Cherax quadricarinatus, 2163 nucleotides long. Its product is annotated as endoglucanase E-4. Gene Ontology annotation, biological process: carbohydrate metabolic process. The record is from RefSeq and is a predicted model, not a curated record. NCBI's taxonomy places the organism in Eukaryota, Metazoa, Arthropoda, Malacostraca, Decapoda, Parastacidae. Gene Ontology annotation, molecular function: hydrolase activity, hydrolyzing O-glycosyl compounds.